AUGAGGCUCGCUACGACAGCUACUCUGGUUCAAUUUGUUGCGUUGGCGUUUCACAGCGGCCUUGCGCAUCCCUUGCCCAUCGAUCAAUCUGCUGGUAGCUCUGCAGCGGGCACCCUGCAUCGACGCUCACCUCUGGGAGGUGUCGCCACUGGUCUGCUCGAGGCGGAGAAUGCUGUCAAAGGCGCUGCCACGCUUGGCAAGUCAGCCUCGACGAUUGGGAAGGAAGCGACUCAACUCGAGAGGGCCGGCUCCACUGUUGGCAAGGGCGGCGGAGAGAUCGGUUCAGCGGGCAAGGUUGGCGACGAUUUGGUGGGCGACGCUGGUAAGCUCGGCAAGAAGAAGACGAGCUUCGGCAAGAAGUGAGUAGACGGCGACCCGUUGUGUGCUCUGAAAGAUCAUGCGCUCACGCACUCGAUGGGGACUCGCUUGCUUCUGCCAAACCCCUCCCAGACUCGUUUACGCGGGUGUCGGUGCCGGUCUUCUUGCUGGCGGCACCACCUACAUGUUGAAGUCGCAAGCCGCCGAACAGAAAGCUCUCGCUACGCAAAACGCCGCAUUGGCCCACCAAAACGAUGAGUACAACAAGAUGAUGAAGCAAGCAGGUCUGAUAAAGAAGGACAUGAACAAGUCCGUCGACGAGCUCUAUGCGCGUGAGGAAUCAGAAGAAGUUGCUGAGCCCAACGACCAGCACAUCGAGACGCUCGAACGUCGUGAACCGAUGCUUGGGAGCGCCGCUCGAGGCUUCGGCUCGCUCUUAAAAUUGGGCAAAUCAGGCAAGACUAUUGCGACUGACGUCAAGGGUGUAGAAGGCCUGGCCAGCACUGCUGGCAAGGUCGGAAAGGCUGGCAAGUGUGAGUUUGCGGAUAAGGAUCGAUCAUGCCAAAGAUUAGAAUGAUAGUUGACGGGCUAGACUAUCGCGGCGCCGCGCAUGUCCCCACACCUUUCAGGGGCCAAGGCAGCAAAGUGAGUUAAUAGUGCCUUUCCAAACGAGCCUAAGCGGUACGUUGAGGGCACUUUGGUGAAAUGUUCGAUCUACUCCGUCCAAGUCAUGUGCCAGACUGACGUGACACCUCGCUUUACAUGAUCAAAGGAUCGCCGGCACCGUUGGAGUAGUGGGCGGCGGUAGUGUCCUAUUGGCAAACGAACUCGUCAAGCAGAAAUCGCAGACUGCGGCCCUAGCAAAUCAGAACACCUCCCUUCAAAAUGAAGCCCUAGAGUACAAGGAGUACAUGGCAGAGCUACAAGACGCAGCAGCAGCGGCGACGCCUGCAGUGCCGGCACCAGAGCCAACAACGCCAACAACGCCAGCAAAGCCAGCAAAGCAGUAG
Molecule: messenger RNA, 1328 nt
Organism: Ceraceosorus bombacis
Lineage: Eukaryota; Fungi; Basidiomycota; Exobasidiomycetes; Ceraceosorales; Ceraceosoraceae
Source: the annotation of a GenBank genome assembly